Molecule: messenger RNA, 926 nt
Organism: Anopheles gambiae (African malaria mosquito)
Lineage: Eukaryota; Metazoa; Arthropoda; Insecta; Diptera; Culicidae
Product: lysozyme
Exons: 2
Coding region: 173-640 (155 amino acids)
Molecular function (GO): lysozyme activity
Source: RefSeq, a predicted model, not a curated record
AAUGUGCAGCUGCCCCUUGCAAUCAGCGCAAUGAGGUCAUCCAGCUCCGGCAGGCUUAUCAACUCGAGCAGCCACCACUAUCGCAAGGUCGCGAUCUUCCAGCGGAUCCGCACAUCCGUCGGUGGGCUGACCGGACACUCGCGCGACGCAUUCUCUAUCGAUCCGUCUCGCAAUGCAUCCUUUCGGUCCGUCGCUGCUGCUGCUGCUAUCGUUGGCUACGGUGAACGGUGCGUUCCUAUCCAAUCUAAACGCCACCUGCUUCCGGUGCAUCUGCGACGCUUCCACCGGUUGCAGCACGUCCACCACCUGCAGACAGUCGUACUGUGGUCCGUUCUCCAUCUCGCGCGCCUACUGGAUGGAUGCGGGCCGGCUGGUCCUGCCGGCGGACGAACCGACCCGCUGGGGCGCGUUCGAGGACUGUGCGAACGAUUACGACUGCGCAACCGGCAUCGUGACGCAGUACAUGGAAAAGUAUGGCACCGACUGCAACGGGGAUGGGCUGGUGGACUGCGUCGACUAUACGAUGCUGCACGUGAACGGUGGGCCGCGCUGCCAGGGUGCGCUCGGUGGCACGUUCGCCAGCCGGUUCUACCAGUGUUUGCGCGAGGGUAAGCGUGAUUCUAGUCGAACUUUCGGAUAGUACUAGCCCUGAAUGAAUAGCCGGGGACCGAAACAAACUGUACGCAAGCCCCAAAGCGCUACUCGCGCAAUGGGUCGCUGGCAAUUGCAUUGCACUUCAUGGUAGCUGGUAUAAUUGGAAACCUGUUCUGUUUUUGUUUCUGUCUCUGCAAGCCCAAACACUAACUAAGUUCAACAAAGCACACACAUACAUAAUGCUUCACUCGAUGUGCGAAAACAAGUAAACGUACCAAAAUAUAUAUGUGUGUAUAAUAAUAAUAAUAAUAAUAAACAAACAAACAAACAAA